This is a messenger RNA of Diospyros lotus (date-plum), 1970 nucleotides long. RefSeq names its product E3 ubiquitin-protein ligase At1g12760-like. The coding region runs from base 373 to 1665 and encodes 430 amino acids. The transcript is spliced from 5 exons. The record is from RefSeq and is a predicted model, not a curated record. NCBI's taxonomy places the organism in Eukaryota, Viridiplantae, Streptophyta, Magnoliopsida, Ericales, Ebenaceae.
GGGCGAGGCUGCCAAGCAAUGGAGCUCGCAAACUGACGCAACGCCACCUAAAAAGGCAAACCGCGUCCAAAAAAAAAAAAAAAAAGAAGGUGAGAUUCAUCCACCCAUCACAGUAUCGUAUCAAUCGAACUCUCGUCGAAACUUCCUCCGAUUAUUCAUCAUCGUCGUCAUCAUAUCACGCCGCGAACUCCAAUGCCACCGAAUGAGAAUUGGUGAAAUUUCUGCAUAUUGCGAUUUAAAAUUAUUUAAGUGGAGAUCACAAGCUGGUGUUGCACAGGGCAAUUGCCUUAUUACCCAAGUGGAAUGGGAAACUGGGGUGCCAAGGUGGACUUCUCAUUCUACCAUCCCAUGAUUUUAUUUUGUUGGACUUAGAUGGGCGUUUUAUUACUGGGGCUACACUCUAAAAGCAAAACCUGUCAGUGCACAUUAUUAAUGGAGCGAGUAGAAAGACAUAGAGACAGUGAACAUGUCAUUGACAUAAGUAGUAGUAAUGAAGCGUCCUCAUCUGGUUCAACCAAUGAUACAAAUGGCUUGGAUGCCCAGCAGCAUGAAGAUCACUCUGCAAAUGAGAGGACUGCUGUUUUCCAAACGGCACAUUCUUCUGCUAAUGCAUCAAACUCGAGGAAUUCAUCAUUCAUUAGAAGAGCAGAUGGGCAUGGCCGUCGCCGUAGGAGUCCACUAAAUUCUGGGUUAUGGAUAUCUGUUGAACUAGUUCUAACUCUAAGCCAGAUUGUUGCAACUAUUGUUGUAUUGUCUUUAUCGAGACAUGAACACCCACGUGCCCCUUUGUUUGGAUGGGUUGUGGGUUAUGCUGCUGGAUGCAUUGCUACACUUCCUCUUCUUUACUGGCGUUGGCAUUACCGUGAUCAGGCUUUGGAGCCAGAUUCAUCUCAGCCCCAUCAACGGUCUGCACAGAGCAACUCUCCUGCUUCUUUCUCCACUUCUUCAAUAACAAGAACUUCAGAGGGGGAAGGCCGACCAUCUUCUACAGCCUCUAGAGGUGUCCAAAGUGUGAGAACACCAAACCCAAGACUCAAGGCACUUGUAGAAUACUUAAAGAUGGCUUUGGAUUGCUUCUUUGCUGUGUGGUUUGUGGUUGGCAAUGUUUGGAUCUUUGGAGGGCACUCAUCUUCCACUGAGGCUCCCAACCUAUACAGGUUGUGCAUAGUGUUUCUCACUUUCAGCUGCAUUGGAUAUGCAAUGCCAUUCAUUCUGUGUGCCACAAUCUGCUGCUGUUUCCCUUGUAUAAUUUCUGUCCUUGGCUCAAGAGAGGAUCUGCUUCAUAAUAGAGGGGCCAGACAAGAAUCAAUAAAUUCUCUGCCAACCUAUAAGUUUAAGAUAAGGAAAAGCAGAAAAGGAAACGGAAGAGAAAUCAUUUCGGAUGCAGUUGAAGGUGGUUUUGUAGCUGCAGGGACAGAAAAGGAGCGUCUAAUAUCAGGAGAAGAUGCAGUUUGCUGCAUUUGCUUGGCCAAGUACGCAAACAAUGAUGAGCUCAGAGAGUUGCCAUGUUCUCAUCUAUUCCACAAGGAGUGUGUGGAUAAGUGGCUGAAGAUCAACGCAUUGUGUCCCCUUUGCAAGAGCGAUGUUGGUGAGAGCAAUGUCAGUUCUCCCUCUGGAGCGAAUGCCAGCCUGCAGGGAGCCGAAAGUCGGUCAGCCAAUAGUUAAUAUAUUCUAAAUUGGUAAAUAUAAUGCCUCUUCUAAGAAUGUCUAUGUAAAGUGGUGCUUCAAGUUUUGAGAUUUGUGAUUUGCAUAGAUUGAUGGAUGCCCCGAAUUUCACCCCUUCAGACCGUUUAGGUCUUCUCUUUCGGUGAAAUAUUGUAGCUUUAUAAUUCCCAGAGAGGCCAUUUGUCGGCCUCUAUAAUAGUAAUAGAUUGCAAUGCAGAAUAGUAGUAGAGUUGCUACUUGCAGAUUUCCUAUCUAUACACCUUGUUGAUCUCUGGCACAAGAGUUGUUCUCAAGCUCUCUUUAAA